AUGGUGGAAGAAAUACUAGAUCGAGCCUUAGCAACCCCGUAUUGGAUGGACUUGUUUCCUAAUGUUAAGCUUGUUAAUUUUAUAGCUUCUCAUUCAGACAAUAGCCCUAUCUUAACUCACUAUGACCAUGGUCAACAAAACCGUAGAAGUUAUGCGUUCAGGUUCGAAAACUGUUGGUUGCAAGAAGAAAGAUUUGAGGAAAUUAUUCAAAAUGGGUGGAGGCAUGGUGAGAAUCACAACAUCAUGCACCGUAUUGUAUUGUGUGCAGAAGAAUUGGAAAAAUGGAAUAUAUUUCUACAUAGAAAUAAGAAAGAGGAGCUGGAGAGACACAAGGAUACUAUGGAAAGGUGUCGUUGGAACCAUGAUUUGGAUUCUACGUCUCGGUUCUUCGAAGCCCAAAGGGAUCAUAACAAGGCGCUUAUUAGGGAGGAUAUUUAUUGGAAGAUAAGAGCUAAGAUGAAUUGGUUACGAGAUGGGGACCUCAAUACAAAGUUCCUUCAUUUAUCUGCUACUGCUAGGAAGAAUUUUCAAAAAUUCGAUAUGCUCAUGCAGGAAGGUGGGGGAGAAGUGUGA
Lathyrus oleraceus (garden pea) is the source of this 573-nucleotide messenger RNA. RefSeq lists its product as uncharacterized. The record is from RefSeq and is a predicted model, not a curated record. NCBI's taxonomy places the organism in Eukaryota, Viridiplantae, Streptophyta, Magnoliopsida, Fabales, Fabaceae. Bases 1 to 573 code for a protein of 190 amino acids. The transcript has a single exon.